CACUUCUCCUCGACAUCCUCCUCAUGUCCACCGACAAGCUCAAGGCGCUCCUUCAGUCCAAGUCGCCAGCGAGCGCAGACGACGUGCGACUGCUGGCCACAUCCAUCUCCUCGUCCUUUCAAAAUGAAGCUGGUCUCGCUCUCCUCGCCUUAUCCAAGGUAGUGGACGCCUCCAACGCGCGCGGAGGAGACGACGCCGCCCAAGCUCAACGCAUCAAAGACACCUUCGACCCGCUCGUCUCCGAUGCCGUUGCGCAGGGCACUGAUGACCCAGAAGUCUUCGUUUCUGCCGUCUCCCUCCUCGCUGCUCUCGCCCCGCUCGCGCCCGCAGGCACGGUCGCCCUGCUCACCCAGCCGUUGGGCAUCAACAGCCGCGAGGAAGCCUCCGACAUCGACCCCCUUGGCGUACUCCUCGAACUUGCCGAGCUACCUUCACGCCUCCAGCCGGCCCUCGCCGCCCUCCUUUCCGCGCUCGCAGGCACCAAGGCUGGGCGGGGGCUUGUGCGUGACCGCGCUUUCGACUACCUGAGCGCUGCGGCCGACACCCUUGGCGGGGACACUGGCGUGCUGUGUGCUGUGGCACUCAGCAAGCUUGGUAGACCGGAUCCGCAAGUUGGCGAGCCUGAGGAACAGCGCCUUGCGCGCGACGAGCAAGCCCUCGAGGGUGAAGUACAGCUCGCGCGCACCCUUAUGAGUCACAUCAAGAGCAGCGCGUCCGCGCAGGCCAUCCUCCCCACCCUCGAGGGCCUCAGCGUGCUCUCCACUCGACCCGCCAUCCGAGAUGUACUUUGCUCCGACGCCGCCUUCCUCAAAGCCUUCCUCGCCCUCUCACCCGUGCCACAGGCCAAGGGCGGCUCGCUCCCCGUCACGCCCCGCUCGUCUAUGGGCUCGUUGGAAGAAGCCCUCGCACCUGUCGACGCAGCUUUAUGCUUUGGCAUUGCGACGGUACUUGCACACCUUGUUGCGCGCAAACCUGUGCUCUCCGAGCACGACCAGCAAAUGGAGCGGCUCCGCCGUAUGGCCAUCAGCGGCAAGACCGCCGUCGAGGCCGAGGACGAAGAUCCAGCAGAGCGCGACGACGCUGUCGAGAAGCGCGUGGUGUUUCUGCUGACAGCGGGCGUCAUCCCCGCCCUCUCUGGCCUGGUGCGCGCUGAAUCGCCGCGCGUGCGGGACGCUUUGGCCAGGAUAUGUCUGGGCCUGGUGGAGGAUCGCGCACACCGUGCGCCAUUCAUCCGCGAUGGUGGCUUCAAGGUCCUCACAACCGUCCUCCGAUCCAAUACCGGCUUGGCAGCUCCUCAGGCUUUGGCCAAGCUGGUGAUUACGACGCCACCUCAGCUCCUCUUUCCCCCGCCACUCGAGACGAACGCACUCAAUGCCUUUGCCCCACUCUACCUGUUGCUCGUUUCUCGGGACGCAUCUCUACUCCAGCAGUUCGAGUCGCUAAUGGCGCUUACGAACCUCGCGUCUAUAAAUGGACAGUUCGGCGCGCGUAUCGUUGACGCCAAGGUCGCAACGCCAGACGAGUUCAAGGGCCGGGGGCGCGGUGACACAAAGGUCAUCGACAAGGUCGAAGAGCUGAUGCUCGACGACAACAACCUUGUGCGCCGGGCCGCUACCGAACUCGUGUGCAACCUCGUCAACUCGGAGGCGGGAUAUGCGCACUUCUCGGGCGAAGCAGUCGACGCGGCGGAAGGGGACAAAGACGCCGGCAAGCCAGAAGCGAAGCGGACAGUGCGCUCGACAGCACGCCUCGGUGUGCUACUCCUGUUGACGGACGUGGACGACCUACCCACACGCCUUGCAGCGAGUGGCGCACUCGCCGUCCUCACCGAGUCAGCCACCGCAUGCGCAGCACUUUGUGCGGGCGGCGCCAUCUCCGGCUCUCAGCGCAGCGUAUGGGACCGCCUCGGCGAUCUCUUUGAGCCUGGCGGCGAGCGCCCCGAGGUCGAGGAGGGCAGCGAGGGCGUGCGCGCCGUGCAGACCAUCUCGUCGUCGCCGCCGGACGUCGGCCUCGCGCACCGCGGUGCAGUCAUCGUCGCCAACCUGCUUGAGUUUGUGCGUCAGUUGCCCGCAGCACAAGCGAAGGCUGCAAGGACUGCUAUCGCGGACAGCCGGCUCGAGGAUCGAUUGACGGAGGCGGCGCGGGCGCUCGCCAAGGACAGGCAGGGUGAGGGCGUCCAGGUUGCCAUGAUGCUUGCGCAGACUAAGAAGCUGUUUGUAGCUUGAUGCAGUAUGUGCUGGGGUGCG
Molecule: messenger RNA, 2246 nt
Organism: Cutaneotrichosporon oleaginosum
Lineage: Eukaryota; Fungi; Basidiomycota; Tremellomycetes; Trichosporonales; Trichosporonaceae
Cellular component (GO): cytoplasm
Molecular function (GO): Hsp90 protein binding
Source: RefSeq, a predicted model, not a curated record